Molecule: messenger RNA, 252 nt
Organism: Trichoderma asperellum CBS 433.97
Lineage: Eukaryota; Fungi; Ascomycota; Sordariomycetes; Hypocreales; Hypocreaceae
Source: RefSeq, a predicted model, not a curated record
AUGUCCCUAGUUUUAUUGGAUUUAUACUACACCAUGACCAACUUACAGGCCAUGGACCCCUCCGCCUGUGAGCUCCUGUACGUGAAUUCAAUUCUAUCACUAUUAUCAAUGAUUGAAGAUCCCAUGUUUAGUGGCAAGACUCUGAGCGUCUGGUACGAGGAGGAUCACUCACGCCUUCGCAAUGUCGGCAGCGGCAAUAGCGGGGACGAUGGCAUAGAGAGCUUUGAAUGGAAGCAGGAAACUCGAGGAUGA